Arachis stenosperma is the source of this 1368-nucleotide messenger RNA. RefSeq lists its product as uncharacterized. Gene Ontology annotation, molecular function: calmodulin binding. The transcript has a single exon. The record is from RefSeq and is a predicted model, not a curated record. Lineage: Eukaryota; Viridiplantae; Streptophyta; Magnoliopsida; Fabales; Fabaceae. Bases 1 to 1368 code for a protein of 455 amino acids.
AUGGCAACAAAAGCAAAACCGGUAACUGCUGCUGGGAAGGAGAAGAAGACAUCUUCUCUAAUUUCAAGCUUCAGAAGAACCACAAAAUCAUCCACGGCAACAGCAACCGCCACAACAAACAAGACCACCACCACCACCACUACUACGGCCAACAAGACCACCACCACUACUACCACCACAACCGCCACGCCUUCAACAUUAGAGAGAAACAAAUCCGUUGGCAGUAGCAACAGCAGCAGCAAUAGUAGUAGCUUGGUUUAUCCUAAGGCAACAUUUCGCUCAAGCCUUGAUUAUGCUUCCACAUUCAAGGAUGGUAGUAGUCCUCUUGGUCCUAAUAAAUCUGACGCAAUUACUCGAAGAAGAUCUUUUGAACCUAGACUGACACCUACCUCUUCGCCAUCGUCCAGUCCGGCCAAACUACAAGUUUCGAGCACUACUACUAGAGUUCAGAAAGCACUUGUUUCUCCCGGCCGUCCUAGGGAUACUAGUACUUCAAAAAGUACUAGUAUCCCUUCGCCAAGACCGGCUUCUGAUAAAACAUCCUCUAGGAAUAUUCCUAGAGAUGUUAAACAGAAGCCGGUUUUGACGAAGAGUGGUGGUUCUUCUGUUAAGCCCAAGCCUGGGAAGGUUGUUUCUGCUGAAGCUUCUUCGGAGGUGUCUGAUGUUGAAGCAGAGGAAGUUAAAGAACUGGUUGAAGUAGUUAAACAGGAGAAUCAUGAUGAUGUUGAGGUUGAUGAGCUUCUUCUUCUACCUGAUCAUCCAGAUGUUCUUCAAAAUGAAGAGGAGCAGAUUCUAGAAGGUGGUGCCCCUGACCUAGAUGAUUUUGGUGAUGAUGAGAGGGUGAUUUCUACGGUGUCUGAAGAACUCAAGGAAGAGUCAUCACCACCACAAGAGGAAGAGAACACAAACAAGAAUGAUAAUGAUCAAGAAGAUCCUCAUGUCUUCGUGGCUGAAGAAGAUUCUUCUUCAGCCACGAAGGAGGCGGUGGUUGUGGUUAUGGAAGAACCUGAAAAGGAACUUGGAGUGAUAGAAGAAGAUCAAGAAAGCGAGACAAACGAGGAGGAAAGGAAAUUGGAAGAGAAGAACAUGAAACUACUAAUUCAGGGAGGAGCAAGUGAAAGUGAAGAAGAAGCAGUUGAAGUGAUCAAAGAAGAAGAACCAAAACCACACAAAAAAGAACAACAACAACAACAACAACAACACAUAAGGGAAAUAAUAGUAAGCGGGCAUGGAAGGAAAGAAUCUCAAUUAUCAAACGAAGUGAUUGAAGAAACUGCUACCAAGUUGAUGGAGGAAAUGAACAAGGUUAGGGCAUUGGCGGGUGCAUUCCAAACUGUCAUAGAUAAUCAAACCGCCAGGAAAAAGUGA